Messenger RNA from Electrophorus electricus (electric eel), 2654 nucleotides. It is a transcript of the gene smpd2b, whose product is annotated as sphingomyelin phosphodiesterase 2b. The record is from RefSeq and is a predicted model, not a curated record. NCBI's taxonomy places the organism in Eukaryota, Metazoa, Chordata, Actinopteri, Gymnotiformes, Gymnotidae. Gene Ontology annotation, molecular function: sphingomyelin phosphodiesterase activity.
UAAAGACUUUCUUGAUACACUGACUGGUGUUAAUAAGUACAUAUUUGGAUUAUUAGUUUAAUUGAUCUUUUCCAACUCGAAGGCGUUAACAUUGCAAGUAAGGUUUACGAGUAGCAUACACUUCUCCUAGAACCGCCCACUCGCCAAACUGUGCCAACCACCAUGCCUGUAAGGCUACGUGUCUUCUCUCUCAACUGCUGGGGGAUCCGCUACCUUAGUAAACACUGUGCACAGCGAUAUGCCAUGAUUGGAGAUCACCUGAGCAAGGAACAGCAUGAUGUAGUACUACUGCAAGAGGUUUGGAGUGAAGGAGAUUUCCUCUUCUUGAAAAAGAAACUUGGAGGCACACACCCUUUUUCCUAUUAUUUUAAAAGUGGAUUUUUUGGGAGUGGACUUGCAGUGUUUUCCCGGCACACAAUCCACGAUGCAUUUCUGUACAAAUACUCUUUGAAUGGCUAUCCCUACAUGGUGAGAAUUCUAAAAAACAAAAUCCUAUUAAAAUCUGCCAAAUGUAGAAAUGUGGAUGUAUAUUACAAUAAUUUUGAUAUAAAGGCUGAGCUUGUGUGUCAGGCACAUCAUGGAGACUGGUUCGGGGGCAAAGCCGUUGGGAAAGUAUUGCUUAAAAUCAGCGGCCUGAUGGUGCAUGUCUUUGUCACCCAUCUGCAUGCAGAGUAUUGCAGAGAGCAAGACUCCUAUCUUCCUCACAGAGUGGUGCAGGCCUGGGAGCUCCAGAACUUUAUACAGCACACUUGUGCUGGGGCGGAUGUGGUGAUCUUGGGGGGGGAUCUUAACAUGCACCCAGGAGACCUGGGCAUGAGACUGCUGCGGAGCGCCACUGGACUGCAAGACUGCUUCACUGAGACUGGCACCUUUGAUGGUUGUGAGCAAGGAUUCACACAUGUUAUGGACAAUCCCUUUACCAAUAAGCAAGGGCUUAUUCCACUUGGAGGAGGGAUCCGUAUAGACUAUGUCUUCUUUAAGGGAUCAAGGAAGGUGGAUGUGAGGUGCGAAUCUCUGAGCACUACUAAGGGUGUUGUCCCUCCUGGUCAACCCUUCCCUUACUCUGACCAUGAAGCUCUGAGUGCUGACCUCUUCCUUUGUCCCUCAGAAGAGGGGAAGGGAGACUCUACUCAGGAGAAAGACAACACUGCAGGUAAGCUUUCAGAGCUGGUCAACAUUGUGACAGAGGCUCGUACCGAGGUGAAGGUAGGCGUUCAUUGUGCCAAGCGCAUGCGUUACACGGCCGCGCGCACGGUAAUUAUGGGCCUAGUCCUGCUUAUCCUGGAGAUUGCCAUUGCUGCUGUGCCGUGCUUGGCCUUGGGGGCUGACCAGCCAUUUCCCAAAACUACCUUCUACCUCCUGGGGGCACUCUGCUUUGCAGUCCUCCUCUCCACCACCCUGCUGUACAUCCUUUACAGCAUGGAGGUGAAGGCUCUUCAGGAAACAGAGGACCAGAUGAGACUUGUGGUAGGUAGCCUGCAUGAACGUCUGAGGGAGUUCCCCAAGGCUGUGUGCAAGGGCCACUCUCAAAAGAAAUAUGAUAGACAGGAUCCAGCUACACUGGAGCCGGAUCAGUGAAUAACAGAACACUGUGAUUCUGGAAGCUGCUGAAUGACUUUGCUGAAAAUGCGCUAUGGGACACAAUAUGCUUUACUUUGCCUUAUACUGGACCUUGUUUUUUGUUUGUUUCACAAAGUGUGUAAAAUACUUUUCUCUGUGGGUUUAACUAAAUCUGCAUCCUUUUCUAUCUAAGCACUUAUCUUUAGGACAAGACUGUGUUAAAAUGACAGAACAACAUGCUCCUUAUAGAGGGACUAAAUUGUGUCUCAGGGAUUUGGUUGGACCAAUCACCUUGCUCAGUUAUGACAGGAGCGCAAUCAUUUUAAUGAAGACAAAGAAACCUUGAACUAAAAAUGUAAGCAGUAUGUCUGAAGAUGACAUACUGUAUGUUUUAAUGCUGCAUUAAUAGAAUGGACCAGUAUAGAAAACCUGUGUGUAUGUGUGUAUAUAUAUAUAUAUAUAUAUAUCUCAAUUACUGUAGAAAUCAGGCCUAUGAAAAUACAGCACUAUUUUAAAAUACGUGGAUUUUAAUAGGGAAUUGCACCUUGGAACAAUUGUUUAUUAGCAGGGAGCACUAUAUGUGCAUUGAAUUGUGCUAUAGUGUUAGAAGAAUCUUUUGCCAGGCUUAUAUUAGGCCUUCUGGACAUUUUUAAGCUCCGAUAUGAAACCUGCAGGCAGGUGACUCUUAACAGGGUUAGCCACCUGUUUUCUUUACCUUAGUUUGUCUUAGUUGUCAUUAUUUUACAUGUUUUCUUUUGUGACUGAUCCUUUGUGUUUUCAUGCAAACCACAGUAACUUAUGUAUUUUGCACUCUUGUUAGUCAUGUACUAUCAUUUAGCAAUGUCCUCUGUUUAACGUGUGCUGUGUACCUACAUAAACUGCAGACCCCUUCAGAUACCACACUUGAGAGCAUACAGUGUUGUGCUGUAUCCUAGUACUGUGAAUAUCUACCUUUUGUAUCACAUACUGCUCAAUAGAUAUAUACUGUUAUCCUGUAUGUGCCCAAUUUCUCAUACUUGUUUACCACUCCAAUUAAUUACUACACAGAUGCACUUUCCUAGAAUAAAAUUCUUCAUUUUAUAAAUGGAAAAUUA